Molecule: messenger RNA, 686 nt
Organism: Nezara viridula (southern green stink bug)
Lineage: Eukaryota; Metazoa; Arthropoda; Insecta; Hemiptera; Pentatomidae
Source: the annotation of a GenBank genome assembly
GUUGCGUUUAUUGAGUUUUAUCAAAAAUCAACACAGCAUAUGAUCUUGUUAAAAUAUGUAAUUAAUCAAAAAAAAUAAAUUAAUAUUUUAAAAGUUUAUUAUAAAAAAAAUCUACAACAAAAUCAUGAGUUUACCUAUCAAAACGGAGUACGAUGGUAGCCUGGUGGAAGAAAUAGUCAAAGCGCUUCAAGACCCACCGAUAGAACUCAAAAGGAAACUACAAAUUGUGACGGAGAGGUUCACGCAGAACGGGACGUGGUUGCCCAGAAAGGAAAUAUUCAUCAGAUUGGUGAGGAAGAGGCUAGGCAAGAAAAUAGGAAACGAGAUCAAGAAGAAGCUGAGGAAUGAUAUCAUAAACGUACUUCAAGACCCUCCGAUAGAACUCCAAAGAAAGCUGGUAACGGUCUCUGAGAGAUUCACCAAGUUCGGAACGAAGAUACUCAAAAAGGAGAACAUGUAUAUCAAAGUUGUGAGAAAGAGGAUGGGGAGGAAGAUUGGAGAAAAGAUCGGAGAGAAGAAGAAAUUGAAUCGAUCUCAUGCCUAAUGUUCUGGUACUAUCUUUUAAAGAAAAUUAAAGUGUAUGAAAUUGUCUAUACUGUUUUUAUCAUUUACUUAUCGUAUUAUUAACAUUAUUAUAAUAGGUGUACAAUAGUCCUUCAUGUCCGCGGUGCAAUUUGCCACAAAAG